Molecule: messenger RNA, 9037 nt
Organism: Athalia rosae (coleseed sawfly)
Lineage: Eukaryota; Metazoa; Arthropoda; Insecta; Hymenoptera; Athaliidae
Product: serine-rich adhesin for platelets-like
Exons: 6
Coding region: 2268-7298 (1676 amino acids)
Cellular component (GO): extracellular region
Molecular function (GO): chitin binding
Source: RefSeq, a predicted model, not a curated record
GUAAGAGCUGUAAGAGGAGGUAACCGAACGAACACCGACCAUUCACUCUCACCACCGCGAACCUUGCCUCUCCGACUUCAGUCUUGACUUAGUCUUACAAUUGCCUCCUCCCGGUGUGGCUGCGGCUCGCUAGUGUCCACCGUGUACACGCGUUCGUUUCACCUAUACCUCGCCAGUCCAUUGCAAAAAGGGUCGAUUCGAACGAAUGCUCUGCGAAUUUCGUUCAGCCCCCGAAACACUUACGUUAUCUUCGAACAGCGGCGAUAAAUAAAGGAAAGAAAUCGAGGCGUCGCAGGCAUAUUGAUACCGUGGAUCGAUAGAAAGUUGAGAUAAUUCGAACGAUGAUUCAAGGAAGAACAAAGUGUGGCGGUCGGUUGUUUUUCGUCACAUCAAUAUGGUGUGGAAGACUGUGAACGCAGGAGAAGAGGAAACAGAAACAAGUGCACCGGCGUGCGGUACGCUGAAAUUUUCAAAGUUCCUGCAAUAAAGUAAUCCAAAAAAAAGAAUCCAUUUUGGUUUUUUUUUUUCUUUUGUCUUUUUCUUUUUCUUUUCACUUCAUUAUGAAAUAUUACUACAAAACACCCGGUACGUGAAUUUCUCCGCUCGCAGACCGAUCGCUUUUUUUCCCUCCCCUUUUUUCAAUUCCAAAGACCGAAGGAAAACGAUACGAGAAAGAUUGAAAAAAAAAAAUAAAUAAUAUAAAAAAUUGUUAUUCGGGACAAUAGUGCGCGACUCGAAGGCUGCGGCAUCGUGAAUACGGAUUGUCGUGUCCGUCUGUUGGGAUCGAAGUAAAAAUUGCACGCAAAGAGAGAGGAAAAAGAAGAGCUCUCCUGUGGCCUGACACUUGACGCGCUGUAAAAAGUUCAAAGUUCAAAGUCAAGAGACAGAAAAUCGGUCGAUCGAGUGGCGAGGACGUAAUAAAAAGUGAAAAGGAUUCCUCUCUGCAUCGGAAUAUAUUCGAAAUUGCGCAUUUCUCUGGAGUAUGGGAAAAAAAAGAUUCGCUCAAGGAUAUAUGAGAAACAUACCUAUGCAAAAUAUGAUUUUAUAAGAGGCGCCCACCUCUAAGACAAAUAAAUGCCUGCCCACGCUGCGCGCAUGCCAAUAUACGCCAAACACGUACAACGUAAACGGUUUGAAUAAAAUCGUGCGCGCGACCUUUUUUUUUUUUUUUACUCUCAUCUUUUCAACCUGAAAUCUAACAACCGUUAAUCGUUCGAUCGGUCGUAUCGGAAGCGGAUCGUGAUAUGGUUCCGAAAAAUUACGGCCAAUCGAAUGAAGGAAAACAACCGAAAGAUCGAAUUUGAAGAGCAGAAAAAGAAGGGUGCAGGUUACAGAGCGCAACUGGAUUAUCAUUUGAAUUCGCUCUAUAUGUAAAUAAAAUGACAUUCCGAUCGCUACUGUAAUAUACAUACAUAUAUAUAUACAUGUAUACAUUAGACAAAUUUCUCCGAAAUUUUCGUUACCCAAUGUAUAUUCUAACUACAUGUACGUGUACACGUAUAUUUGUAUGCCUAAUUGCUUCGCGAUAAAGUAGUUGCGGAAGCGAAGAUCUUACGUUCGGCGCUUCGAGGCUUGUCAAAAAUCACCGUGGGGCUCGCGCGCGUAUCAUUUUUCUCCUCGCUCACCCAUUCUUCGUCUUCGUCUCGCCACGUCGAGGGAUAAUAAAUAUUGCUCAAGUGCAAUUUUAACCGCUGUCAAUUUCUCGCGACAACGUCUUUCGGUAUCGUUUAUAAUCAACGACGACGCGACCGUCAAUCGAUUAAACAAUUAUCGUUAUUAUCAAACAUGGAUUUCUACCUGAUAAAAAUCAAUCCGUGCAGAGUGUAGUGACUGCCGAAUUGUUGGAUUAUAAAAUGUUCAUCAAUCGUUAUUAUUGCAGCGGUAACAAUGAUUGCGGAAAUUAUCGUUCGGGAGAAACAAUGUGUCUGAGCCGUCAAUCGUCGAUAUCGAACCUGUUAGGAUAAUUUUGAAACGAUGAAAUAAUCAAGCGUAACUUUCGUAAAAUUGAAGUUACAACAGUGAGAACGUCGAGAGUAUACCUACGAGAGCGACAAAAUAUCAACGAUACACCGGAACAAGGGAUAACAAAACUGAACAAACAACAGUAAAAUAUCAACACCGCGUGGAAGAAGAGUUAUCGUCCCGCAGCUGCAACAACAGCUGAUCCGGAGGCGAGUGGCAAAGGUCAACGCGGUCGGCGUGAUUGAAGUGGCGGAAGCGCAGGCGAAGGGACGAAGAGGUGGGCUGGAUCCAUCGACCCGUUAGCCAUGAACCUGGUGCCUCACGGAAUUUUGUUGCAGGUUAUCGUGUGGCUACUUCAUUUUCAACAUGGAUUCAGAUUGUGCAACGGAGGAGAACCCGGAUAUUUGGACUUCGACAAUCUACCGGAGACAAAUUUCUCGUGCGUCGGCAAAGUUAUCGGUGGUUACUACGCCGAUGUGGAGACCGGCUGCCAGAUGUUUCACGUCUGUACCAUUGGACAGAAAGACGAAAUAAUGGACAUAAAAUUCUUAUGCCUGAACGGGACGGUGUUCGACCAGGAGACUCGCGUUUGCGAGCGAGUCGAUGAGGUCGAUUGUAGCAAGAGCGAACGUUUCUACAAUUUGAAUCUGGAACUCUACGGAAAUAACGCCGUCACUCUGAGCCUCCACGAAGUCUCCGACGAAGAAGGCGAACCGACGGAAUCGAUCGAAGACCAACAUUCAACCACCCCCAGGCCGACGACGACGUCGAGUACCACCACCACCCAACGACCAACGAAUCCUCCGGCGACCGUAGCGACGACCGUUUAUCAUCAACAGAACACCGGGUACUCCCAACACUAUCAGACACAGCCCCUUUACUCGACACCUCAGACGAGCCAGUCGAAAUCGCUUUACGACGACAAAAAUUCCGGAUACCAUCACCAGUAUAUAUUCCACAACGGUGACCAGGCCGCGAAUCAAGCCACCUCCUUCCAGCUGUUCAGCAAUCAGGGGGUCAGUUCAACGACGAAUCAGCCACAGGUUCACCAAGUUAGAUACGGCGACGCGAACUCGAAUCCUCAGAUAAUUCACAGCGACCCGGCGACCGUGACUCCGUUGUUUCACGGCGUCUCCUCGACUAUCCAAACGCUGCUGAACAGUAACGCCAAUAAUCCCUCCUUCAUAAAUCCCCUUUUCCACAAUCAUGGGAUACCGAGUACCACCGAACACUUCACGCUGCACAGUAACAAUCCCAGGGAGACUCAAGAGUACCACGAAGUCGGGGAGCAGCACGAAGAACGAAGACCGCUGGAAGCCCUCCAGUCCACCAAUCAGGGCAAGGUGUCGAAACUCACCAUAUCCCCCGUGCCGUCCGAACGACUCGUCGACGACGACGACGACGAAGAAGAACCGGACGACGCCGCCGACGACGAGGACGAGGACGAGGACGACGAAGAGGAAUCCACGUCAUCCGCCCAGCCCCAGAAAAUAUCCACGGGGUUCGCGCCGGAGCCAACGACCCCCGAACCCACCGCGAGGUCCUUUUACCCCACGCCGAGAACCUCCCCGAAACCGGAGUCCGCCGGCUCCACCCAAAUCACUCGGCACAUCCACCUCUCGCCACCUCCUUCCCCACCGCAACUGAAACCCCAACAAUUCACCAUCAGCUUACCACCUCCGGACAUUCAACGCAUCGUACAAAACCCCUCGCCAUUGUUACCCUCUCAAUCGAGGGUGAUCGUUACGGCCAAAGCGAGCGUUAGCGACGAGUCGGGGCGACCUUUGAAUUCUUCGGAAUUGGUGAUGCUCCCUUUGCCGACUAUACCGGCUAGUUACGACGAUUACAAGGAGGGCGACGUAUCCUUCGAUCCGUUUUAUAGGGACGUUCCGAAAAUCAGAAACUCCAGGAGUACGCCGUCGAAAUUAAUGACUCCGGAAGAACGUCGCGCGGCUGUUCGCCGAUUGAAACGGGCGGCGUCGAAAAGCGACAGCGAAUACGAGGACGACGAAGAACCGUCGGAGGACUACGAAUACCCUGGGACGGAUGAUUUGCCGGAAGACGAAGUCACCCGUCCGUUGUUCACCGAUUCGGAGGAAGCCAUGGACAUUGCCACGAUAAAAGCGAAUUUCAAGAAAUUCAAAGCUCUUUUACUGGGACACCGAUUGUCGGCGGAAGUUGCGGACGACAAAAAAAGCUCCAAGGAAUCGAAAGAAACGUAUGCGGCUACGGACGAACAAACUUCGCGACUCGGCAAAGAGAGCGAGAAAUCUUUGCCGUCUAAUCCCGAGUCUUGCGCCGAUGGGAAUUCGGAAAAUUUGAACGUAGAAGAGAAACGUAUGGUUGCCGAACUGAUGACGAUGAUGAAGAAUUUGGAAUCUGAGGACAAAGAUGAUGGCGAGUCAGCGGCUGACACGACGAAAGCAAAUCCACGCGCGAAAGAAUCGAACGCGAAAUAUCCCGAAAUAGAUUACGAAGUGGGAACGGUCAUACCCUUGAAAGUUGACAAAAAGUCGAAUGAUGAAAAGAUCGUCCAACUUGAGGAUGCAUCUGAACCGAAAUCUGUGACGACUACCGCGGAACCUGAAGUUGAGAAAUAUGUUGAAUCGGAAGUUACGCAGGUUCCGGAGCGUGAAGAGUUAGCGAAACCGACAUCUGCUACGACUAGCAAAAAACGUCCCGUUGCCGAAGAACCGACUGCCACGCUCGAAGAACUCGUUGAAACUGAACACCCGAUGAAUGUUGAAGAGGCAGAUGCUCACCUAGUAGUUGAAAAUCAGAAGGAGUCCGCACCUGUGGAGAAUAAUACCGAAAAAUCGUCUGAGAGGAUACCGGAACAUCGAGAUCCCGAAAAAUCUGACGAACAUAAACCCGCACCAGUUGUAGAUGAAAGGGUAAAGCCCGAAGAGGAAAUGAUGAUCGAUCAAUCGUACGAUGUAACCAGUCGAGAACCGGACAGUCCGUCGAAUGAGAAAAAGUAUGGCAUGGAUCAACAGACAGUGACACCGAUUUCCGAGAAUUUAAACGAAGAGGAAAUCGUCGAAGCGACUACGUCGAAGGAUGCCCGUGCAACAGGCGACAUUGAAGAAGGCGAAAAUUUCGAAUCGCCGCUGCCGGAAUCGUCGGAUUCGAUGACUAAAGUGAACGAUGAAGCCAAACUGAUGAACGCCGAGUCUGAUGCGGAACCCGAAAUGGACGCAGAUUCCGUUUCCAAUGACUCUAAGACCGAAAAAACUAUGGAAAUUACGCCCGAACUGUCCGAAGAGAGCUCGAUACCGUCACCUGAAGCUGAAAAAUCCGUCAUACCCGAUAAGAUUGAAGCGCGGGAGGCGGCCAAAGAUUCGUAUGCCUCCGACGAGGCGAGGUCCGAAGUGAAAGACCAGUCUACCGAUGGGGCGACCGACAAAAAGCCAGACUCUCUACUCGAGAAAGUCGAAUCGGCAGUUAAUGGCACGAAAAUUUCUGGGACCGGCGAAGGGCCGAGAAAAACGACGAUAUCCGGUGAGUCGAUCGAGUCCAAAUUAUCCGAAGAUCCUUUCGCCUCCGCGAAUUCGAAGGCAAGCAAGUCGAAAAUUCCGGCAGUAACUACCGAAUCACCCGGAGUAGUCGACGCCAAGAAGAAGGAAGAACUUCCGGAGGAAGAGCAGAAAUCUGUGCCAAGCGACGAGUCGGAUCGCCCGUUACAGCUGGACAUCGAGGACGAUAAAUCUGCGGAAAAGUCAUCGGAGUCUCCGAACACGGUACCAACCGGUCCAUUGGAGUGUGCAAGUCCCCCGGAGAAGAGCGAAUCGGUCGCCAGUUACGAAGACUCCAGAGGUGGCGACUACGAAGAAUAUAUUUCCGAGGAGUACAACGCCGGGUCGAAAGAGUCCGAGCCCUACGAAGUGAGCAACGAGGAAUUCGGGUCCCGAGAACCAACUUCGGAGUACGGGGAUUCUUUGGAAGAAUACCCAAAUUCGGGAGAGGACUACGUUCCUGUUAGCGAAGAGACGUCCUAUUCGAUGGAAGAUUCAUAUCCGACCGUUUCGAACGAAGAUUACAGUACGGAGGGUGUCUUGAAAUUUACGGACGAAAUUCCUGAACCUCGGAGAAAACACUCGGGUCAUCGGAACAGAGUAGCCACCCGGGCGAAGGUCAGCUCCGAGGAUUACGUAGACGACAAUUACGAGCCCGAACAUUACAGGGAACAUUCGGCUGAGAAGAAUGACGAACCCAGCGCAGAGGAGAGGAAGAAAUUAGUCGACUAUAUUGACUCUUCGAGUGAACGUAGACUCAACGACGAAGCUCUCGACGAUCCGACGACCACGACGACGACGACGACGACGGAACCAACGACCACAACUACAACCACAACUACGACGACGACGGAACCAACGACUACAACCACAACCACAACCACGACGACAACGACCGCUCGUCCAAAGCCACCCAGCCUUUUCCGACCGAUCUCUUUGAGGAAAAAUUACAAUUACAUUCCUCCCACCACCUCUCCGAAUCCGGUGGUGAUCAAGCAUAGAUUUGGAUUGUUAAACCCGCGACCUUCGAAACCCAGAAAGACCUACAAUGAAUUGGCUCCUAGGCCAGUGAUUCGGAAAAUCCAACUCACGUCGAAACCAACACCGCCACCCGAUACCACAGCGGACAAGUUAACGGUGUUACAACGGCGAAUAGACGAUUUCGAGGACUCGUCGGAAAUUAUUUGGGCUUCGCCGGAGUACAUCGACGAAGAUGAGAUACCUCGAGAAAACAAGUUAACGCGAUCCGCGAACGAAGUUAGUGCCAAUGAAUCAAAAAAUCAACCUUCGAAUGAUAAAGAAAGCGGAGAAAAGAUUUCCAACAAUUCAACCACUGGAAAAAGUACUGAAACUACCUUCGAUGUGACCUUAUCCAGCACUGAGGGGAGUCAGAGCAUAACUGCAGCUUCUUUUUCAACGCCGUAUCCUCUGCUGAAAGCUGCACAGAAGGGAAAUUCGACACCGAAAGCAAACGACGAAAGUGAAGAUCAAGUUCAAGAAGCGCCCGAAUAUUCCGAUAACUCGAAUCCCACGACCGAAGAGAGCGCCGAGGAACCAGGGCAACCGAAAAAUUUCAGAAGCGAAGAAAAAAAAGCGUCGAAAAUUGCUCAAGUUUCUUUCAAUUGCAUUGAUAAAGAGCCGUAUCGUUUUUACGGCGACCCAAGAGACUGUCGACUCUUUCAUUAUUGUUCUCCGGGAUUUACGUCAACGCAAAUGUUGGACUUUCGAUUUGUUUGCGAGGACACAACCAUGUUUGAUGAAAAUUCACAGAGCUGUCGACGUGAUCUAGAAAACCCGAAAUGUGCCAAUAGACAAUGGUGAACUUGACUCGUGCCGCAAAAUACAUGCAUCGAAUUUUUUAGUCAUGGAAUAUGUGCAGAGCUGGUGCAAAUUGGAGUUUUAUCAAGCUUAGGUAUACAUGAGUUCCUCCGUGGAUCCCUAAUAAAUUUUUUUUCUCCAACUUUCAAAGUUGAGAAUAAUUACUAUACUCAUUAUAGAUAUGUAUAUUUAAUAUUGCGAUUAAACUUUGCCGUCCGAGAUUGAUUUUGGUGAUUCGUGAAUCCUAAAAGUUCGUAGUAUAUUUAUAUAAGAUUUAGUAGACUAUUUUAUCAACUAAUUGCCAUAACAAUUUAUAAAUGCGACAUCUGGAUUCACACUUAUUAAAAUUAAUGGAAGAUUUCGAUUCCGAUUAGAAUUCUUUUUUUUUUUUUUUUAUAAGCUCAAAACGAGCAGAGAUAUAUUGAUAGUGAAAUAUAUAUUUUUUCUUUAAGUUGGAAUCGAAAUUCGGGGAGUAUUAUUUAAUUCGGAAGGGAGCUCUCUCGUACGAAGAUAUACGUUAUAGUAGAUUUGCGAACAAGUAUAAUGAUAAUAAGCUCAGUUUUGUCGCAACUUGUCAUUUAUCGAAAAAUUCUCGCACUCGUUAAAUAACUUACCCUACAUCAUAUCGAUGUUAAAAUGAUUGCAACGAAAGUAUGUUCAACUCUCUACCCGACAAAAUAAAAAAAAUGAACAGUACGCAUCCAACCGAAUUGUCGGAAAUGACCAAAUAUUGUCAGGUAAAUUGUACAGAAAUGUAUGUACAUAAAAUGAUAUGAAAACUUUCCCGCAAUUAUUACAACGCCAAGGUAGCCGGUACAAUAUUAUACUCCACGUAUAGAAUAGACCAUGAUGUAAACUUGUACCAAUAAUGUAAAGAAUAUAAACUAAAUAUAAUUAAUAAUGACCUUUGGUGUAGCUUGUAUGUAACAUUGUAUUGGUCGAUAUAGGUUAAUUAGGUAAACCUAGCCAAUUAAAUACAUAUAAAGAAGAAAAAAAUCGCUCCUACAUGCAUUGCUCAACCCUAAGAUCCGACUAAAACGCACUUCGUCAAGAUGUACAGAGAUUUUCUUUAAGUUAACAAAUAAUUUAAACAUCAUUUGCGACCACGUGUAUUUUUAAUGAUAGAUAAAAUGAUUUUAGGAUAAUAAGUCCCUUGAUGUUCCAUGAAUUUAGUAAAGAAGAAUGAAAAAAAUAUAUAUUACUGUGUGGCGCAAAUAAUAAUAGUAAAAAUAAUAAUAAAUGAAGAAGUUGUGUCAUGCACGUCAUAUAAAUAAGACAAAUACUCGUAUCGCUGUAUAUUAUAGAUUUUAAGUGUAUGUAUUUGAAAAAAAGAUUUUUUUUAUCAUCAUAUGUUAGCUAUUUUUACGGCGUAGGUCAAACUUUUACACCGGCGAAUGUCAAAAGUUUCAAAGAUCGAUUUAACGGUAAUUGUAAGUUGGGUAACUUUGUCAUAGCAAUGAAGAGAGCCCCACCUAAAUCUGAUAUAACGUUGUAUUAUAAGUUGCGACAAAACUUGCAGAUUUUCUUUAUUAUAGACUUGCGAGCGUCUCAGUUUUAUAGCAAUGUAUAUGAUAAUUAUAUGAAUUCCGAGACACUGUGUGUACGUACGUACGUAUCAGUUGUAGAUAGGUAUUGUACGUACAAGAGAUUAGGAUCUGGAGAUAAUUACAACGAAUUCUCGAAAUUCGUUGGAUAACUAUGUAUUUAAAAGAAAAAUUAUAUCACAGUAUCAUCAACGACAA